AUGACCUCGGACUCGAAUCUACAUCGCCCAACCGAGGCUCUCAUCCUCCCGAGCAAGCGACGCUUCUUCCCGUUCAAGAUCCCCAACUUUCACACACAGCUUCGCAACUACAUUAGUACUGUUGAUCCCGAUCGCAUUUAUGUCGUCGUCGAGAGAAUCGUGUAUUCAAUACAUAUAUCGGCACAAAAGCGCGAAAGUGUAGCCGUGAUCCCAUUUGAGCCGCGCUGUCUGGUCGCUGGACAUGGGUGGAUAGUAGUUGGGGGCCCAGAAAAUGGGGAAUGUGCUUUUAUUCACAUCGGCGAUCGCGGAAUGCAAGUCCAUGGCGAUGCGCCCUUCCAGGCCGAUGUGGAUAGUGCGCUUCCGCUCGAUCUUGACCCACCGUCAAGUUUGACUUCGUCAGAUUUCAAUGGCGAAUCUGCGUCAACCCGCUAUAGAAGCAGCAGAUUAUCCCCUGAAGUAGAGCUUCACAAAUUUGGUGGAAGCAUUGUCAAUUCAGUGGCCAUUCAUCGUUUCUAUGGGGGCAGCGAGGAGUUGGCAGAUGAAGAUGUCGUGAUUUUGAGCAAUAAUGAUCGGACAGUCACAGUGUAUUCGCUGACUCGCGCUAAAGUCUUGAAAGUUCUUCAUCAUCCGACUUGGGAUGAGAACCACGCCUACUUUUAUGAAAUUACUCGUGAUUUGGAAUCUUCUGGGACAACUGAAUCUGGACAGAAGCUCACGGGAUGGGAAUGGGAGCUUAUAGCUCGCCUGGAGAUGAACAUUGGCCUGCGAGCGGAUGAUGCGUGCUGCUUCACUGUCGCUUUCUCGCCGUCCAGUCGCUUAUGCGCUAUCGGGUCCCAAUCUGGAAUCAUCACAGUUAUCGACGUCGAGUCCAUUUACAGGAACUUUGGCGACUCGGACGACGACUCUGCUAUUAUUUGUCAAUUCCCGACGUCCAGAUCAUGCGCUGAGGGUGGUGCCGUUCGUUGUAUGACAUUUUCGCCCGAGCCUUGGGACCUUCUUGUAUGGCUGGAGGGCCAUGGCAGAGCCGGCGUGGCCGAUGUUCGCCAACAAUUUAUGCGCAGGCAAAUACUCCAUUUAGAUUCUGAUGAUCCGCAAUUGCAGGAAGUGUACACGGACCUUUCCACAGAGAACUUCGAACGACACCCCCUGGGCGAUGAUAUUCUGGAGACGCCACGAGCACGACUCGACAGCGAAGACUUCCAGACUGAACGGAAUGGAGAGCAAACGGAGCGGUCGUCUCUACGAGAGUCUUUGAUUCAGGAUCUGACAGAAAGAGAAAGGUUGAUUAUGGAGUUUUUGAACACGGCACGCUGGACAUCGCGGCUAGAAGAAGGACUUACUGAACGACCAGAGCGCCCGGCCAGGGCGAGUCUUCAACCUCAACCAGUGGCUCGGCCGCAAAAUCAUGGUUCCACAGAUGGCGCCACUCGCACUCAUCGUCCUACUUCGCCCCUGCAUCGCUACGAUUCUUCUGAUGUCUCCCGAGAUAGCCAUCUGGGCCGCACUUUAUCCAAUCCAAGGCGCCAGAGCUCUGUGGUGAUAUCUCAAGGGGAUCGACCUUUGGAAGCUACGCCCUCUCACCAUGAUCGCCAAUCAGGCAUCACCCUCAGUUAUUCGACCUCACAUUCAGAGCAUACACCCCUCAGAUCUGAAAUUAUCUCUCGGACUGGCACUGAUGCAGAAGCGGCCAACAACGAAACUAGUAUUUCAACCGAAACGACUGGAUCUUCUAAUCCAAGUCUAGACACCCAUGGCUUGAACCACCGAUCCCAGCAACCAAGCUCCAUUCCACGGCGCAUCGAACGACCACAAACAGGAGCAGAAAGAAGAUACGACACCUCGCGACUCACCACAUAUGAAAUUCGUGCCAAUGUCGCUGCUGAGAGGCUUCGACAUCAGCGUCAGAUUGCUAAUGAGGUACACAACCGUUCCUUUGAAAGGGAACAACGGCAUCGCCAACAGCUUCUCGGAUUUGAGCAGACACACUCUCCCCGCUGGAUCAGAAACAUAAUCAAUGAUCUUCCUGAUCGAAAUUCAAUGCAUGGCCCCGGCGCCGAGGAGCCAGAUUCCACUGCUGGAGUUGGCUGGGGCGCUGAUGGCCGCACAUUGUAUAUUGCCACACUGGAGGGGAUUUUUGAAUUCUCCCUGAACAUUCACGAUCGGAAAACAUUUCCUAUCUUCUCUUGCCGUUAA
Molecule: messenger RNA, 2193 nt
Organism: Penicillium griseofulvum
Lineage: Eukaryota; Fungi; Ascomycota; Eurotiomycetes; Eurotiales; Aspergillaceae
Exons: 6
Coding region: 1-2193 (730 amino acids)
Molecular function (GO): protein binding
Source: RefSeq, a predicted model, not a curated record